AAAUUUUUUCACAACAGAGAGUUUCGAAUUUUGGUAGGAAUCAAAAUUUUAUUUAUUUUGCGUAAAUAGUAUAAAUGUGCUAAGUGGGACCACAGCGAACGUGGACACUUACUUCAAACAACAACUCUACAGAACGUUGUUGUUUGUGCACGCCAGCGGUAGAGAAAGAAGUUUUCCAUUUAUAAUCGAAGAAGACAUUACUACCAAUGGGAAAUAAGAAGCUACCUUGUUGCCGCUGCGGUGGAACCGGAAUUUAUUGUCAGGUCUUAUGCUGCAAAUCACCGUGUCCGCCAAGUUGUCCACCUAAGAAACCAAAGUGUCCACCUGAUCCACCAAGCUGUUGUCCGCUAAAGCCCAAGCCACCAUGCUGCCCAUCACCAUGCUGCCCACCAGCAUGUUGCAGUCUGCCAUGCUGCAUUCUGCCAUGUUUUUGUCCAUCAAGCUGCUAUCCACCUAGACCAAAGCCAUGCUGUAAGCCACCACCAGACUGUGGACCGCCAUGUGAGAAGAAGCCUAGUUGUAGUCCACCGUGCUGUAUGCCUUGUUGUGGUCCACCAUGUUGUGGCCCACCUUGUUGUGGUCCACCAUGUUGUGGUCCACCAUGUUGUGGUCCACCAUGCUGUUUACCUCCUAGCUGCUUACCUUCUGGACCGUAUUGUAAUACUUACGCGAGUACCGAUGUUCCCAUUACACGUUAUAAUCAACCAGACAAAUGCUUCCCUUAAUGGGAGGGAAAAUAAAUGAGGUGUGGAAUGAAUGCAAGUAGAGCUCUUUUAGUUGGCAACAAGAAAUAUUUUGAAGAGGGGAAUUUUUUAGUGCAUGGAGGUACUACCUCAGCUUACUAAUUAAAAAAUUUUGAGAGCAUUAAAUGGAAAUCAGUGUUUG
Molecule: messenger RNA, 885 nt
Organism: Teleopsis dalmanni
Lineage: Eukaryota; Metazoa; Arthropoda; Insecta; Diptera; Diopsidae
Product: small proline-rich protein 2H-like
Exons: 2
Coding region: 207-725 (172 amino acids)
Source: RefSeq, a predicted model, not a curated record